Molecule: messenger RNA, 198 nt
Organism: Apaloderma vittatum (bar-tailed trogon)
Lineage: Eukaryota; Metazoa; Chordata; Aves; Trogoniformes; Trogonidae
Gene: PROK1
Product: prokineticin 1
Exons: 2
Coding region: 1-198 (65 amino acids)
Source: RefSeq, a predicted model, not a curated record
AUGGGCCAACUCCUGCAAACCCUCGUCUUCCUCCUCCUCCUCACCUCCUGCCCCUGCGCCGUCAUCACUGGGGUCCCUUUCUUCGGGAAGCGCCAGCACCACACCUGCCCCUGUUUGCCCAACUUCAUCUGCUCCAGGUUCCUCGACGGUCGCUACCGCUGCUCCAGUGACUUCAAGAACGUCGAUUUUUUAGGGUGA